AUGGCACCAUCAGGAAGAAAAUCCACAGGGAAAAUAGCCAAACGAACACAGGAAAGUGCAGCUGUACAUGUCUAUAAAUUUGAAGAUGACCUAAAAAAACAUCUGAGUGGUUCUGACGAUGACAUUAGAGAAGAUGAAGCUCCAGUGAUUGAUAAACAUGGGAAGAAAAGACCAGUAACUCCUCAUGAGGGAGUUGAGGAUGAAGUUGGGGGAGAAGUGCAGAAUAUGCUGGAACGAUUUGGAGCGGAUAUUAACAAAGCUCUUCUGGCUAAAAGAAAAAGAUUAGAAAUGUAUACAAAGGCUUCCCUUAAAACAAGCAACCAGAAAAUAGAAUUUGUUUGGAAAACGCAACAGGAGCAAAGGCAAAAGGUUAACCAGGAGUACUCUCAGCAGUUCCUACAUGUAUUUCAACAAUGGGAUGCUGAUAUACAGAAAGCAGAGGAACAGGAAGAAAAGCUAGUGAAUGUAUUUCGACAACAACAGAAAGCUUUCCAGCAAGCAAGAAUAGUUCAAAGUCAAAGGCUGAAAACAAUUAAGCAGUUGUAUGAGCAGUUUAUAAAGAGUAUGGAAGACAUGGAAAAGACUCAUGAAAGUCUUUUAGCAGGGGCACAAAGUGAACUUCGCAAAGAAAUGUCCAUGUGGCAAAAGAAAAUCAUGAUGGACACAGUAAGUAUUAAUAGUGAUUUAUGAAAACUUCAACAACUUAAAUAGAAAAAGUAAACAUUGUUUAUAAUUCACCAGCUAAGAGAACUGAUACAAAAUGUUGCAUUUGAUCAAUAUAUUUUUCUUUCUCAUAACAGCAACAGCAAGAGAUGGCAACUGUUCGCAAAUCUCUUCAGUCCAUGUUAUACUGAUGGUUCAAUGGAGAAACAACUUGUACCUAAAUAAUAUGAUACAAUUAUACACAUUAGCCAUUGUGAGAAGAAAAAAGAGACUGUUUCACAUUCCAUGUUAAAAAUUACAUGUGUCUGAAUACUUCAUUGUUACAAAAGAAAUCAACAAAUAAUAACAAUUACUGUUUUUUUCAUUUUUCACAAUAUAAUUCUUUUAUCUUAACAUACUUUUUUUCCUUCAUUUUCAAAUUACAAAUGUAAAUGUAUGGGUUAUGAUAGUAUUUGUAAACUUCAAAAUAUCUCUACUGUAGACUUAUCCCUAGUUAGGCACAGUGGUUACAAAAGUCCAUUAGCUGAAUUGGAAAUUCAAGUCAAAAUGAAAAAGUCCUAAAAGCUGGGGGUGGGGGAAAAUCAGUCACACAUUAGAAGUAAAGUGCUUUAACAUAAGAAUUGAACAAUCUUUACAAAUUCCUUACUAUCUUAUCUUAUUACAUUGUAUGUUUUCCCGAUUUAGUAUUGUAAUAAUUUAAAGGUAUUAAUAUACUAAUGUAUUAUUUGAAGGAAAAGUUAUGGGCUAAUAAAUUGAUACAUCAAACCUAGUGCUGUGAAAAUAUUGGUUUAUGUAAUUUAAUAAAAAACAAGUACCAUUGGAGUGAUUAUUGAAUAGAAAGUAAGAAAGCAUUAAAUUUGAAAUGAAAUGUUUCUUACCAUCCAUUGAAAUACUACAAGACAGAUUCACUGAGGUUGCGAAUCAAAAUUUGAAGAGGUAAUUUACAUUUUCAUAGUUCAAAAACAUUGAAACAUUACAAAUGCAGUAUUUACACAGUUAUGGAAUGGUUAAAGCAAUUUAGAAUUGUGUUUGACUUACAUCUGAUCUUUUUUUUAAAAUAUCAAUUAUAUUGCUUUCAUUUUUCUCCAAAAUUUGCUUGAAAUGUUUGAUUAUAUUUAAAUAUCAAGGUUUGGCACUUACUAAUUAUCAUGAUGCCAUUGCAUUAAGUACUGGUUUUCUAUAUAGAAUUCACCAUGGUUGCAUAAUGGCAAUUUUUCAACUGAAUCUGCAAAUGUAAUUUUUAUAUAAUAGCUUAUGAAACUUUUUAUUUAAGCUUCAUUUAAAAGUCAAGGUAAUAGAUUAUUCUUAUAAUUCUGUUGGGUUUUCUAAUUUCUAGAGAGAUAUAAUAAUUAGUGAUGCAGAUUGGAAUGUUUUUACUUCAUAUGUAGGGAAGUGGCCGCUUGGGAUUGAUUCUCUUAUGAAAGUGUUCAGUAGAAACCCUACAACUGUUUUUAUUAUAGUAUCAAAACUAAGAUGAAACACAUUUUCUGAAAUCAAGCAUAAUUUCUGUUAAAUGUGCUUAGAUGGCUUCUACAUUAUAUUUGUUUUCCAUAACCUAAGAAUAAUUUUUGAAAGAUAAAUUAAUAAAUUAACAAACCUCAGGGUUGCAUGAAAAAUAAACUAUCAUUUAACAACACAAGGAAAAGAACUAGUUGUAAGUUUUUCUAGAGACUUAAACGUUCAAAAGGAAGAACAUGUAUUGCUGGCUAUGCAAAAUAAUAUUUAAAAAUGUUAAUGUAUAAUAUUAAAAAUGCAGGUAUAUAAUCCCAAUGUAUUUGUAACACAUUUGUGUAAAUGAAAAUAGAUUUUUUGUUGUUUUAAAUGUAAUGGACCAGAUUAUUUUAUGCUCAAAAAAGCUUCACAUUUAAAAAAAGAUGGGUUUCAUUCUAAUAUGCAGGACUCGUUGCAGUUGUUACUCUUCCCACACCACUAGCAAAUUUUCUUUUUUUAUAAACAGCUGUCUGGGAAGUUACAAUUUGCAAAUAGCAAACUAGGCAUCUAAUCCCAUAUUUUCAUUCAAUGAAAAGCAAAUAGAGGUAAUCCUCGGGUUAUGACCAUUCAUUCAGCAAUCAUUCAAAGUUGCAAUGGCACUGAACAAAUGGUACUUAAGAUUGCUCCUUAUAUUUCUGUCCAUUGCAGCAUCUUUGAUUAUAUGAUAAUGUUUUUUGAUGUU
Messenger RNA from Thamnophis sirtalis, 2836 nucleotides. NCBI's taxonomy places the organism in Eukaryota, Metazoa, Chordata, Lepidosauria, Squamata, Natricidae. The record is from RefSeq and is a predicted model, not a curated record.